Beta vulgaris subsp. vulgaris (sugar beet) is the source of this 1130-nucleotide messenger RNA. Its product is annotated as albumin-2. Lineage: Eukaryota; Viridiplantae; Streptophyta; Magnoliopsida; Caryophyllales; Amaranthaceae. The transcript has 2 exons. Bases 155 to 871 code for a protein of 238 amino acids. The record is from RefSeq and is a predicted model, not a curated record.
ACAGACUUAAAUAUGAAAUGACGCUAAUACCCCUUGUACUAUCUAUAAAUAGCAAAGCGAUUAAUUAUGCUCUCAUUACAAAUCUGAUAGAGUUUGUAGGCUGUAGCUAGCACGAGUACUAUUCGGUGAUCAUCAAGUAAUUAAGAAAAGAAAAAUGUCGACCGAUAUCUAUGUGACUGCUGCAUUCAAAUCAAUUCACCCAAAUCAAGCUUAUAUAUUCAUGAAGAAUGAAUACGUCCUCGAUGAUUAUGCACCCGAUUCGAAAGAUGACAAGAUAUUGUACGGACCAGCUCGCCUAGGCGAUGUAUUUUCAUCGCUUAAGGACACUGUGUUUGCAAAUCAAGGAAUAGACUGCGCAUUCGCAUCUCAAGAUCAAGGGGAUGCAUACAUAUUCUCCGGCAACAUUUGCGCAAAAUGGUUCUACGCUCCAGACUCUCCGAACGACAAGAUCAUAACGGGGCCUAAGCCAAUCGCAGAUAUGUUCCCUUUCUUACGGGGGACCGUCUUUGAAAAUGGUGUCGAUGCUGCAUUCGAGUCAUCGCGCCCUUUCGAAGCUUACCUCUUUAAGGGGGAUCAGUAUGCUCGUAUCAACUAUAGUGCUAAUGGUCACCUGAUUACAAUCACUUCUAUACGUCAAAAUUGGCCUUGUUUGAGAGGUACCAUGUUUGAAAAUGGCUUUGAUGCUGCUUUUGCGUUACAUGUACCAAAUGAAGCAUAUUUAUUCAAAGGUGAUUCGUAUGGACGCCUUAAGUUUACUCCAGGCGCAACAAAUGAUGAGCUAAGGUGGUCUGGGAAAAUUAAGGACUCUUGGAGGGGUUUAGCUAGCAUCCUGCCUCGCAAGAAUCUCAACCGCAAAUUAGUUGCCAAUUAACUAAAUAUUGCGUAAGUUGUGUCAUAUAUGAUUUGCAUGUAUGACCUACACGAUCUAAGUAUUAUGUAAUGUGUGGAAUAAAACAAGAGGGGUUAUAUUAAGCUCUUCGAUCAUGAGCUAUAAUUAAACGAGAGGGGCUACACCGGCCUCAUCCUCUUCUAAUGCUGCUUAAAGCCAGUCAUUGUGUAAUAGUAUAUGUAUGCGUAACAAACUUUAUUUUAAUAUCUAUACUUUUCUAUAAUAUUAUUAUAUUAAACAA